This is a messenger RNA of Solea solea (common sole), 1964 nucleotides long. RefSeq names its product poly [ADP-ribose] polymerase 1-like. The transcript is spliced from 11 exons. Gene Ontology annotation, molecular function: DNA binding; zinc ion binding. Lineage: Eukaryota; Metazoa; Chordata; Actinopteri; Pleuronectiformes; Soleidae. The record is from RefSeq and is a predicted model, not a curated record. The coding region runs from base 1 to 831 and encodes 276 amino acids.
AUGUGGAAAGACAUUAGCGACUUUGCAGUGGAUUAUGCCAAGUCAAACCAUAGCACAUGCAAAGGUUGUGAGCAGAAAAUAGAAAAGGAUCAGAUUUGUGUGUCUCAGAAGUCUGUGGACCCAGAGAAACCUCGGCUGGGUCUGAUUGACCGCUGGUACCACACAGCGUGUUUCGUGAGUCGCAGGGAGGAGCUGGCCUUCAAACCUGAAUACAGUGCUGCCCAGCAGAAGGGUUUCAACACACUACGGGCUGAAGACAAGGAAGAGCUUAAGAAGAGACUUCCUGCUAUGAGAUCUGAAGGAAAGCACAAAUCAGAUGAGGUUGAUGGAGUGUCAAAGAAACAAAAGAAAGAAGAAGACGACGAGAAUAAAAGGCUGGAAGAGCAGUUGAGGAACCAAAGCCAGCAGAUUUGGGGAAUGAAGGACAAGCUGAGGAAAUAUUGUUCAAUUAAUGAUAUGAAGGAGCUGCUGAUUGCAAAUGGACAGGUGGUUCCCUCUGGAGAGACCAAUGUGGUCGACUGCCUGGCUGACUGUAUGGCCUUUGGUGCUCUCGAGGCCUGUCAGGAGUGCAAGGGCCAGCUGGUGUAUAAGGGAGAUGCUUAUUACUGCUCAGGGUUUACAGGGUUUACCCAAAGGAGGCUCCCAAUCAAACUGACAGCUGCCAGUGCCUGUCCCCCAUGUAUGACAGGAAGGUCCCUCACUGGCACCACUUCUCCUGCUUCUGGCAGCGAGCAGCACCUCAGUCCACUGCUGACAUUGCUGGGUACACUGACCUCCGCUGGGACGACCAGGAUACUGUCAAAAAGGCCAUUGAAAGUGGUGGAGCUGUAGGAUCAGAUUUGUGGGUCUAAGAAGUCUGUGGACCCAGAGACACCUCGGCUGGGUCUGAUUGACCGCUGGUACCACACAGCGUGUUUCGUGAGUCGCAGGGAGGAGCUGGCCUUCAAACCUGAAUACAGUGCUGCCCAGCAGAAGGGUUUCAACACACUACGGGCUGAAGACAAGGAAGAGCUUAAGAGAAACUUCCUACUAUGAAAUCUGAAGGAAAGCACAAAUCAGAUGAGGUUGACGGAGUGUGAAAGAAACAAAAAAAAAGAAGAUGAGAAUGAAAGACUGGAAGAGCAGUUGAGGAACCAAAGCCAGCAGAUUUGGGGAAUCAAGGACAAGCUGAGGAAAUAGUGGUCUCCCUGCACACCGUCUCACUGUGGGGCGCAGAGGUCAAAGUUGAGGCCCAGGCUCCAUCUGUGGCCUCCAAGUCUGGAGCGCUGGCAAGCAAGAGCACGGGGAAAGUGAAGGAGGAACGUAAAGGAUAUUCACUGCUGUAGUUUUCUAGUUAGGAUGGUGCUGUCAUUACUGCAUGUGCAUAAUAUUUGCACAACAAUAACCUUGUUUCAGAUUUUUUUCUACCUGUUUAUCAGUUCGUUCUCUAUAUUAUCUUUACAUAAACGUAUCUUUACUAUUACAGGUAGUAUUAAAGCCAAGAAGAUGAAACGCACAGUUCAAGGAGGUGCUGCUGUGGAUCCAGAUUCAGGUUUGGGUAGAUGCUCCUGAUCUUGGUGCUACUAUCGAUCUGGACGGGUUGCAAGUAACUCUGGGAAAAGGAGCCUCCACUAACAUAGAUGACACAAGACUACUGUAAAAAUGAGUAUCCUUUAAUAUUUAUCUCCUGGUUCAUGAUUUGGAUAAUAACUUUCCCAAAUGGUUCAACAUUUUCCCUCCUUUAUAAUACAGUUAAUUCUUUAAUAGCAGUGUGAAAACUGUCAAUUCAACUGACUUUGAAUAAAGUGACUCGGUUUGAAUUUUUAUUAUUUAUGUCUGUACUAAUAGGAGCUUACACUUUUUUGUCUUUUCCAACUGUACUUUGAUUUUCUGUGUUACUGUAUAACUAAUUCCAUCACGAAUGAUGAUGGUUUUUGGUGGUAGUGUUAGUGUUAGAGUUGCCUAAAUAAAUAACUCAAAACCUA